CUUUCCUUCGUCUAACCUUGACGCUCAUCUGCCGCUGCUGCUACCGCGACUCUCGACUCCCGAGACGCCCCUUACCCAUGUUCCGGGGCGGGAGUCCUGAAAGCGAAGACCUAGCUGGUACCCAAUCAUGUCCGAACUGACUAAAGAGCUGAUGGAGCUAGUGUGGGGCACCAAGAGCAGCCCUGGUCUCUCUGACACCAUCUUUUGCCGCUGGACGCAAGGGUUUGUGUUUAGUGAAUCAGAGGGAUCUGCGUUAGAACAGUUUGAAGGUGGCCCCUGUGCUGUUAUUGCACCUGUUCAGGCAUUUCUUUUGAAGAAGCUCCUGUUUUCUUCUGAGAAGUCAUCGUGGAGGGAUUGCCCAGAGGAAGAACGGAAAGAACUCCUUUGUCACACCUUGUAUGAUAUAUUAGAAAGUGCUUGUUGUGACCACUCUGGAUCCUACUGCUUGGUUUCGUGGUUAAGAGGAAAGACAGCUGAGGAAACUGCUAGUAUUUCUGGGAAUCCUGCAGAGUCUAGUUGCCAAGUGGAAUCUUCUUCUGCCUUGGCUGUCGAAGAGCUUGGCUUUGAGCGAUUUCAUGCAUUAAUUCACAAAAGAUCUUUCAGAAGUUUAUCAGAAUUAAAAGAUGCUGUCUUGGACCAGUAUUCAGUAUGGGGAAACAAAUUUGGAGUAUUGCUUUUUCUGUAUUCGGUGUUACUGACAAAGGGUAUUGAAAACAUAAAAAAUGAAAUUGAAGAUGCAACUGAGCCUUUAAUAGAUCCUGUAUAUGGACAUGGCAGCCAAAGUUUAAUUAAUCUCCUGUUGACGGGACAUGCUGUAUCGAAUGUAUGGGAUGGUGAUAGAGAAUGCUCAGGAAUGAAACUUCUUGGUAUACAUAAACAAGCAUCUGUAGGCUUUUUAACAUUGAUGGAGGCUUUAAGAUACUGUAAGGUUGGUUCCUACUUGAAAUCUCCAAAAUACCCUAUUUGGAUUGUUGGCAGUGAAACUCACCUCACCGUAUUUUUUGCCAAGGGUAUCUUUGAUGCUAAAAGAGAAAAACGUGUAUUCAGCUGUGGUGGCCUGAGAAGGCUUAUCCUCAUGAUUGGUAAGAACAGAUCUAAUUUUGUAGUUUGUUCCUUCAUUAGUGAAUCAGAUAAUGGAUUCAUACCUGAUUCUCUUCUAGAAGAUGUGAUGAAAGCACUGGACCUUGUUUCAGAUCCUGAAUAUAUAAACCUCAUGAAGAAUAAAUUAGAUCCAGAAGGAUUAGGAAUCAUAUUAUUGGGUCCAUUUCUUCAAGAGUUUUUUCCUGAUCAGGGUUCCAGUGGUCCAGAGUCCUUUACUGUCUACCACUACAAUGGAUUGAAGCAAUCAAAUUAUAAUGAAAAGGUAAUGUAUGUCGAAGGGACUGCUGUUGUAAUGGGUUUUGAAGAUCCCAUGCUGCAGACGGAUGACACUCCUAUUAAACGCUGUCUGCAAACCAAAUGGCCGUACAUCGAAUUGCUCUGGACCACUGAUCGUUCUCCUUCAUUAAACUGA
Messenger RNA from Elephantulus edwardii (Cape elephant shrew), 1513 nucleotides. RefSeq names its product family with sequence similarity 188, member A (gene MINDY3). The record is from RefSeq and is a predicted model, not a curated record. The transcript has 16 exons. Bases 128 to 1513 code for a protein of 461 amino acids. Gene Ontology annotation, molecular function: K48-linked deubiquitinase activity; cysteine-type deubiquitinase activity. NCBI's taxonomy places the organism in Eukaryota, Metazoa, Chordata, Mammalia, Macroscelidea, Macroscelididae. Gene Ontology annotation, biological process: protein K48-linked deubiquitination.